CAUUGUAAAGUCAUGGGCUUCUUGGCGGGAAAAGUUAGAUGUCAUAACCUAGGGCUGAUGCGAAAGACUUCAACUUCUCCUUCAACUCCGUUUCUCCCUUCACCGGCCACCUCAAUAUUCCGGCCGAUUUCGUUUCUUCGACUACCCGCUAAUUCCGGCCUGUUACUUUACUGCUGAACCAAGGAUUUUGAGCACAUUGUAAGAAAUGGGUGAAGAGGGAAAUCCACAAACUCCGAGAAGAGCCACUAGAUCAUCAUUGUGUAGCACACCGAGUCCUAAAAUUUCGACAGACAAGUCAAAAUCAUGUAAUCAACAACCUUUAACAAUACGUUACCUUGCUUAUCGAGACGAAUCAUCAAUUAGUUUAGAUGACUUGAUUUCUAGUUUACCAGGCAGGAGCGCACAAAUUAUCGAAUUGUUGCGCCUUUUGGGCCCCUUGGAUUCUCCAAUGUUACCAUUGUUUGUAUAUGGGGGUGCUUCAACUGGGAAAACAAGUACAAUUCUUCAGAUAUUUAAGCACCUAAAGCGUCCGUUUGUUUACUGUAGUUGUAUAACAUGUUAUAGCCCAAGGAUACUAUUUGAAUCUGUGUUGAACCAGUUAUCGCUUCAUAGAAGGAAUGAAAGCAAUGGCUAUUCGAGUGCUAACCGCUGCGAAAAGCCCUCCGAUUUUGUAAAUCUUUUGCAGGGUGCUCUUCGUAGUGUGGUAGAUAGUUUGAAGGGGAGCAUGGCGAAAUCAACCUCAAAGAAGUCAGUUGGAUGGGCUAGAGGGAAGAUGGUUUACUUGGUGUUUGAUAACUUGGAGCUUGCUCGCGAAUGGGACAAGAGUUCCAAUAUAUUACCGCUUCUUUUUAAGCUCUAUGAUAUACUGAAAAUGCCUGAAGUGGGUUUGAUUUUUCUCAGUAAUGCCUCACCUGACACUUAUGUCUCGGACACUGGUUAUGUAGAACCUAUUCCUGUUUAUUUUCCUGAUUACACCGAGGAUGAACUUCGUCAAAUCUUAAUGAAAGACCAGGGAAGCCCAAAGCUAUAUUCCUCAUUUCUUGAUGUGGUGUUGAGGCCAUUUUGUCGAGUUACUAGACGAGUUGAUGAACUAUUGACUCCCUUCUCAUCAUUAUAUCAGAUAUAUUGUGAACCUCUGGAUGAUUUAGGCACUGUUCCAAAUGAAGAUAUGAAAAGAAAACUAUUUACUCAUCUUCAACCACAUAUUGGGCCAUCCCUGAAUGACACGUUCAAAGUUGGAAGCAGGCUGUCUUCUGAAGCCUUAGCUAAUAAGAACAAAUGGAAAGGCAUUGCCAAGAAAAAUGGAGUUUGUGAAUCUUCUGAUGAGAUAGACUUUCAUAUGUCUGCUUGUGCCAAAUACCUUCUCAUUUGUGCUUUCCUUGCUUCAAGAAACCCAGCUACCCUUGAUGCAUCGUUGUUCGAUUCAACUGGUGGUGCCAGUAACCGAAAACGAAAGAGAAAGAGCUCGGAGAAGUCGAUGGAGAAAAAAGAAACUGCAGAACAGGAAUUGCUCUUGAAGGGACCAGGAACGUUCCCCUUGGAAAGAUUAUUAGCCAUAUUUCAGUGUAUUGUAUCAGUUGAAGAAUGCUUACCUGAUGAAGAAGCACAAGAAGAUGGUGGAUUGGAAGGAGAGAGUUGGACUAACGGACUAUUGUCUGAUGUUCUUUUGGAAUUAUCAAGUCUGUGUAAUGCUAAUUUUAUCAGCAAAGGAGGAAGUUGCCCCUUGGAAGGCGCUAAUCGGUAUCGAUCUAUGGUUUCCGAAGAUAUGGCUCUUAAGGUCGCAAAGAGUCUAAAAUUUCCCCUGUCAAAGUAUUUAUACAGAGGAUGAUAUACAGGAUGUUCCAUUCGUGUAAUGAAGCCACUCAUGUUAAUAUGAUUUUGCAUGUCAAGCAAGAGCAAUAUGAUGCAGCCAACAAGGUGAUGUCACCUAACAAACCCUUGUGGCAGGGUGAAUGUACGACUAAGAUUCUAGUUAUGUCUAUCACGCUUUUUUGUAUACUGAGUGGCGAGAGGCUAAGUGGAAGUUGAUUGGGUGGACUCCAUGAAGGACAAUUAAAUAUUUUAAUCCAUCGAAAUAAUUGACUAACAUUGAACAUAUGACAAUAAGCAAGUGAUUAUUUGCUUUCUGUGAGUUUUCCUGUAUAAGAAUCUAGCUAGUCCAUUACUUUACCAGCAUUAAAUGAUUCGAGUUCGAUUCUCUUUGAAAUCUUUUUAUUUCCUAAACAUGAUCACUUACACCUG
Molecule: messenger RNA, 2241 nt
Organism: Nicotiana attenuata
Lineage: Eukaryota; Viridiplantae; Streptophyta; Magnoliopsida; Solanales; Solanaceae
Product: origin of replication complex subunit 5
Exons: 5
Coding region: 206-1828 (540 amino acids)
Biological process (GO): DNA replication initiation; DNA replication
Cellular component (GO): nuclear origin of replication recognition complex; nucleus
Molecular function (GO): DNA replication origin binding
Source: RefSeq, a predicted model, not a curated record